AUGAAUCUGCGAAGUUCCACCGGUCGACCGCCCUUGCGCAUGCCGGAUCCAGUCUCAGAGGGACUGGGCUACGACUGGGUUGCAGGACUUGUUGAUAACAAUUUCGCCGUGCAGAAUUCCUCACUCUCGCUUUCUAGGAAACCUGAAUGGCCAUUCCCUCGAGACCGCACACAUAUGGCUUGUAAAGCCCAGCACCUUCAGACUACCUCUGGGAUUUUAGCGUGCGUUUCUUUCUUUCGUAUACUUCUGAUUUUCUCGCGGCCGCGCUGUUGAGUUAAACGUCCGAUUUUAUGCGAAUUUUCUUGUUUAAGGUUCCCGCCUCUUGAGAAGUCGUACGAGUUUCUCGACUAGUUACUACUAGAAUACUAAAUAGAGCAUUUUCAGGGACAGUUUUCCUGCUGAACAUUCGUUUGGAAGCCUAGGGCGAACGUGUUUUUAUUUUCUAAACUAUUUUCAAUUGCAUAUUCAGAAAAGUCCCUCCUCAUUACAAACAUAAGUUAUUCACGGGUUGCUGCCCAUCGCGACGCGUUAGCCGGAAAUAUAGUAAUCUGUAUGAGUUAAACCUGACGACUACAAGGUUUGUUUUAAAAAAUCCUGCAUUUAACUGUUGCCACUUUAGCAGUACGGACAGAACAUGACGCUCGACUUUGUCAUGCAGAAAAAUUGGGGCUCCAUUUUCAGUGUCAUCCAGCAACCUGUUAGCUAUAGAAAACACUUUUACGCCUUCCGUCCCUUACGUAAGUGAAUGUUAAAUAAUUCCCUUAGCAGGUAAAACUGCCACCAGGAUAACAAAGCGAAUUAUACUACACUUUUGAUUUAUAUAGACGCAGCUUUAAAUUUUCCGAACAGGUUCUUAGGGAAAUAAGUUAUGAUUUAAAGGUCAAUUGGCAAACAUAUGUUUUCGGUACUUUAUCACCAGGCCGCUAUCAUUACAUGGAGAAUGAACCUUUGAGCUACGAAAAAGGUUUAUAUGUUUCGGGAGGAAUGAUUGAUCACAAGUCGUUUCUACGCCGCCAACAUGAAGGAAUCAGCGUGCUAAGGACUUUGGAGCUGGGUGAUAGGAAGAGGGAAGGGGUAGGGUAUUAGGGCUAUCUGUAUCUCAGACACGAGAUUGUUCUGAGGCCAGCGAGUCUUUUCCUUCGGUAAGAAUGAAUGCAGUUAGCGUUAUCUGAUCGGUAACUCCAUGUUGGACCCUUUUGUAUUUUGCAUGUAGCUCCAUUAAUAGGUCACAUACCAGGACAGCUCACCGACUCCGCCUAAAACGUGUCCAGAUAUUGCACAAGUAAUCGAUUAUUUUGAUCACGAAAUAUUUUUGCCUAUUGUCUUGGGCUCUGGGGGUGGCCGAAGAUUGGCUCAAGGACGUACUUUAUUCUCAGUCUCCAUCAUUGGUAGCUCAUUCGUCAUAAUUGAUGAUGACCCUUUGCACCUAAUUCUAGUUUGCGUGACGAGUGAAUAGCUUUGUUUGGGAGUUUUAGUCAACGUGGUGUUCUACGGAUUUUUAGUUGGUACAUCCAAUGAUCUAUCCGGUAUGUUCUUUACUCCCACUCCGUGGGAUCCGAGCCGAGUGUGUGGACACGCCUAGGGGCGGCUCCGGCCGCGCCGGCCGCCUGCGCUCUCUCCAACCUCUGGUCUUUUUGACUCUUUCUUGACAUCAGAUACAGGCGGGGGGAGGAGAUUGCGGUAGAUGCUGCGCAAGUCCACUAUCACCAUAAACUAAUUCACGCACAAGUCACGGUCCCUACUCUCACCCUGCCGUUGAGCACACGGUGGACGUCGUCGAAGUCGGUGGCCGAACUGUCAUGUCAAGCACGUGGUGUUUGUGACUGUUCUCGGGGGGCUGCGGUGACGUGCGGUCAUCACCUGGAGUCGGCCAGGGAUAACAGACUGCUUGUAUCAACGUCUUUUGACAACAGUACGCUGGAUUCGCUAACUGGACAGCCGCUGCUUCGGCUGUUGCUAGCUCCCGUUUGCAGAGGCCCUUUAAGUAGUAUGCUAGCGCCCGGCGGAUAACUUGAAAGGCUUCUUUGGCGUCGUCUCGGCUGUCUGUAUAGACUAGAUGUGCGAGAAUUGUAGUGACCUAAGGACUUAUCGAAAACAUAUGUUUGCCAGUUACCUUUCAAUCAUAACAUGGGGAUUUUCGCAGAAAAUAGGUAAUGGUUCGUUCGUCGUACCAGUAUGUGGUGCUGGCUUAUGCUUAAACUUUUCUUUAUUGAGUACUUAUGCAUACCCGUUUCACUUUCGCCACUGGCAUCAUAUUCGCAUAGCAGGACCGCUUCAAGGCCACUGGGGAAUUAGUAGGACUCGGGGAUUAACGAGGCGCAUGUCGCAUGCGUGCCAAAACCAUCUAUGUUAGAUUUGAUAUAUUGACUGUUCAGAAAUCCAUGCAUUGUAUUUUACCAUCUUCGCCUUUCUCCACAAACCAAGCAAACUUAAGCCAAACAGGUCGAGUUACACGAAACCGUUAAAAAGGCAUUAAACGCCCUUAUCACACAUUACUAUGGAAUACAGUCUGUCUGUCGAUUAUCAACAAAACCAAGUAGAAUUACUAUCUCGCGAGACGAAAUGACUGAAUUGAGUGUGAUUUGCGCUCUCGGGAGACAACAGGGUAUGAUUGUCUAGCGCACCCACCGCGUUCGUUGUUCUUACAUAUACGUUUAAGCGAAGAAGAAGAGUCGAGCACCGGAACACUUCGUUUAUUGUCCUGAGCUUUCAGACUAGUACAGGAGUCCAUCGUCAGAGGUAGUGGCAGAAACAGGACAAGCGGCAGUUAUAAGGCACGUAGGCCCAAUCCAGCAUGUUGGGCGUUACAGCUCACUGAGCAUGAACGGACUGUCCGUCGACAAGGCUAUAGUCUCUACUUCCUCCCCGUCAGUACGCGAACCGCAGUCAUCCAAACCAUUCUACUACUGACUGACUGUUGUGACUAAAUUUCCGACCUUUUGGAGAGUUUUUACGUACUUAAAAUAACUUUCCAACAUAAUAUGUGUGUGGCAAGUUUUCACCGGGCAAUACCUAGCCAUAUCAUAUAAGUCGACUUAAACCAUCGUCAAACGGUGAACCCUCACUUAUUCUACAUGUUGUAAAGGAAAGACAUGCUAUCAUCGAUACCACGUCGUUUGCAACUCCGAGGUGUAUUUUGUAGUUGUUCCAGUUCCCGCAUUGCAUUUUUCUGCCACAUAUAUCUCUUUCGCGUCAAUUUUCGGCACAGUACUUUUUUUCCAGGAGCAGGAGCCGUUUUAUCCUCCGCUGUGACAAACGUUGGUGUUAAUUCCGCAAUCCUUUGCUUGCUGGAAUUAGUUCCUUAAGGUGCUUAUCUGAUUUUUAGGGCGAGGCAUCCAUUCCUCGGCGUCCGGAACGUUUCAGAUGGCCAUACUGCCGUAUCGAACCUUCGGCGAGAAUCGCUUGAAUCUCCUUGUGAAAAAGUGGCGGUGUACAACUAUACUCUGAAUUCCCGACUAUUCCCCAUUCCAGCAGAUUUCUUAACCGCCUCAAUGGGUAGCCCAAGUCCAAACACCUGCCGUAUUCUUAAGUAGGUCCUCGUGGAAACCGUGCACCUAUUAUGGAUAGCCGAACAAUUAACCUGUAUAUCAUGAUUCCGGUUUUGACUCUCCACCCACUUCCGAAGGAUCGGUGUUCUGCCCAUAACGUGCAUAUUUACGCCAUUAAUGUUUCCAUUCUCAGUAACAGUUUUUUCAGGUGAAAACCUGCUCAAGAAUCUUUAAAAACAUCAAGGGGCCUUUAAAACUACGUGAGCUCACUAAUUACUGGGAUGUAAACUAAGUAGUAAAGGCAACGCUUCCUUGUGCAACUAGUCUCGUGCAGCUUUGUCACAAAGCAAACGACUGCGAGCGUGUAGGUUUUUGUCAUCAGCUGUGUCAUAUGAGGUCCCAACGUAAUCUUACUUGUAGGUCAGUUGAGACAGAAUCGUCUUCGGCAGUUCAACUAUGUCUGUCUGCAUAGGCUUCUUGGUUAAGAGCUCUCCGAAAUCUACCUAAACGGGCUUUCUAAUGCCUUCUGUCAGCCGUCCAUCUGCAAGGUGCUUUUGUGAAAGCCUUAGACGAAGGAACGGGAGAGGUCUCAACGUCACAACUUCCUGAAAAGUCUUUUGCAAUUCGCAUCUGACACCCACUUGUAUGUCACGAGUUGUUAUGCAGCGCGGUAGACGAACAGAAAUGGCGAAGGGAAGAAUGCUGCGUCAUUCACUGUGCUUUUAUGAGUUUCUCCAAUCUUUCCAAGGUGUUGUACUAAAAAUCAGCAACAUCUUUCCAGAUGGCGCGUAUUCAUGGGCCGACCUCUGAGCAAGAACACGUGCAUUGUGUAGCGGACCUAUAUAAUUAAGACGGUAAAAUUCCCCAAUUUAGCACAUGAAUGCCCAAAUAGAACGACCCAAAAGGACUCUCCCAAGAGAACGAACGUAAGUGCUGUUGGAAGUCAAGAUUAUGAACGUAAGAAGUUCGCUGAAAAUGGGAGGAAUCCGAGUAGUCACUUGCGGUUGAGAAAGUCGGUGUCCUAAGGCGGAGAAGGAUUGGUCGGGGAACUGUAACUGGCGUCCACGUAGGCUUCACGAAGGACAGUUAAAGGCGCAACUUACCGCGUCCGAAAACGAUAAUGCCGUGUCUGGUUCAUGUUGGCGUUGUUACCUAGUACACCAGUCGAUCCGUUGAUAGGUCGUUGACUGUCAUCACCGUGAUAUCGCUUGGGUGCUCGCAUUGGUCAAAGGACAAUAAUCGCAUACAGAAGUUAGGGCGAUAUGGGCCAGAAACUGAGGCCGCCGGUUAUCUGGGUGCUGACAGGCUAUGGGACGAAGGGAAUCUGCCACGACAGCAAAAAAUCUGCCAUUGUUAGGGUCGAAGUCCGUCAAUUUCAAAUUGCCAUUCUGUGAACGUAUAUGUUACUGAUAACAUGUUAGUAACACAACUACGCGGACUUUAAUACAACGUGUGCCGUUUACAAUAGGGUGUUCAGAUCGCUGUCUUUCACCCUCAAAGAUACUGAGUUACUGGAUAACGAUCAGGUUAAGAACGUCUCAAGAUAACAGUUCCCUGAAGGGCCUUCUGCAAAUUCUACCACAUUCUUCAGUUAAGUGCAGCUAGUUGCUAUGUCCUGCGAAGAGCAUGCAUAGAUGUUAGAAAGCAGCUGCGACGCGACAAUCACUACAUGUGCACGAGCUUUUCAGACUUAUCCAUAGCAUUACUCAGCCAGCGCACUAUGAUUUUUUUAUCACAAGUUGCGGACGCCGGAAGCACGCAUGCCCGCAUAUAGCAUGCUCGAGACUGAGUUACACGUGAGCUUCGAUCGACAAGCAUCUCACGUCGAGCUCCGGACGAACUUGAUAAGUUUUCGUAUAGGGUCUUAGGGAUGAGACUGAGGGAAGACUAACUGGAUGCUACUUCUCAGUUUUAAACGCGGGAAAAUUUCGGAUUUUUCUUUUCGGCUACUUUUUCUAACAGUCAUUGGUAGACCGAAACUGACCUCCUUGCCCUUUCAAAAAUUAGUCUUUAUUGCUGUUUAAGAACAAAAUUAGAUCCUCGACACCUUACAGCCCCAGUCGUUUAAUUGUUUGCUGUUACUCUGACUUGCCAUUUGUUUCUCUUCUCUUUCUACCUUCGAUCUGGUACGCUUUUCACAUGUAGGGUUAGCAUCCCCCUGCAUCGUCUCCGGCGUCCCAACUUCCUCCCCCAAUGUGACAUCGGCCCUGACAGCAGUGCGCAAAACGCGUCGACUACUGGUUCUGGGCGUAGUUUCGCUUGCCAAAGUCGCGAAACAGAACAGAAACCCGGCACAGCCUCUCUGUUGGCGCAUUGUUGGCCCAACAAAUCUGCGCGCCCUCGGACGAAAUCGGCUUACGAGAUCCCCAGAUCGCCAACCACUUCUGCUCCACAUUCUUCUAUUAGCCUAAGAUCGGCCGUGAGAGACAGUGACUGCUCUACAGACUCUGCACCUUCUCUGCCCUCAUGGAUGCGCCUUCAACCCCAAAGCGAGUCAGAAAUUCUGGGACAGCUGAUUCGAUCCAGCCAAGGUAUGUACGCUUCGCGCCUCAAUAGCAAUUUUGUGAAUGUAAUGAUCUUCGUUGUGCGCGUGACACAACACACUGAUCAGAGUGGACACACGACUCUCUCGUUUCCUAACUGACAGCGAUAAUUAUUUCAAAUUUAGACCCUCCCCGCCACAAUUCUGGGUGCAUUUGACUCUGUGGUUGGCGUCUCAGACUGGUCGGGCGACUGCAGCGCAGUCGCCUUGCUUCCGUCUCCGCAGCUUCCUGGCAAUUUGUGGGUUUUUAGGACUACUGUCGGGAGUCGCUGGAGCACUUUCUGUACAAAGACAACUUACCUUAAAGCUUCGACCUCCGAUUUAAGAGAUUUCCUUUGUUCUAACCUACUAAGUCUUUGUUUUCAAGCCCGACCUCUGUGCAAAACUGUCCGUUUGGUCGACAUACUUGCCUGUAAAGCUUGCCUCUUAUACUCCAUACUAAAGUGGUACAACGCACGAUAGUAUCGAAAUUUCGUCACUUUAUUCGGACUCUUUUUACUUAUGUUUGAUAGGGACAGUUACCAUUCAAGUUCGGUUUGUUUUUAUCGUAUUUAAUUGUAACUUUUCAGUCACAAAGGUUCCUCUGCCGAGUGAAAUUUCUCCAGAGAAUUCAAUUUGAGUGUUAAUCAACUGCUCAUAUGUAGUAGUUCUAGUACUGGUUGCACUUUAAGCUCCACAAUCAUCUAAGCAGGCUUCGGUUAGCAAGGCGGACGACAUUAGAAGGAGGUACUGAUUGUACACGGAACCCGGAACUGCUGCCCCAUACGAUAAUGAUCACUGGUGAGACCAGAGUUUGUGCCGGGGGACGUUGUAAUGCUCAGGUGCGUGUCCGCGGUGACGGUUGCUUUUAUAAGUUUGUGGAAACAAGUUUAAGCAUUUUUGUUCAAGUGGUCUGUUGAAUUAGCCAAUGGGUGGGCAUGAGCGGUUGUGACUUUCCGAAUGCGCGUGCGUGCGCAUGUUACAGUCGGUCAGACUAGUAACUCUACACUUCUCGAAUAGCUUCCAGGGAAUUUGAAUGACCUCUACCCCACGAGCCAUUAAACAAAGACGUCGUGAAUCGUAAUCAUCACGGUCGGUCUCGCAUACCUGUGGCCUUUCGCAGGCGCCACACCUCUUUGAGAAGCUGCUUCUUUCACCUACUGGUGCUUUUCUCUCUUUCCAGAGCGUCCAAAGUAGCAAAUACUGCCACACAUCGUGUCAUCGUGCCUCAACCUCUCGUUUUUUUAUCAUGCUCCUUUCAUUCAUCCUUGAUAUCCCUCUGUACAAAUGGUAUGCUGAGACACCUCUAGUCUUCUCGUUUAAUUAUUACUGGAGUCACUUUGUAAUACCACAUAAGUAGUGUUGACGCGCGUUGUAACGUACUUUACAAAUAACUUUAUUCAUUAACAGGUGAAACUGUCUCCUCUUAACUAACCGGGAACCAAAUACCUUUGUGGCCGACGAAAUGCGACUCUCCAAACCAACUUAUUCACAGCGACCUAUUUCGUCUCGCGUCUGUUUAAUCUGGUCUUACUACUGAUACGUGUCAAGAGAGGAGCGAGAUCGAGGUCAAGCCUGUACGCCAUCUGGUCACCGCAAAUCUGGCGUUCCCUUGAGUUAGCACGCCAUCCGAAACGUCAUGGCUCGGAAGACUGUCAACUAACAGUAUAACUCUGUCCUCCGAAUUACGAUUCGAGUUACAAUGGCUUUCUUUCUUAAUGAGGCGAUAUCUGCGUGAAUGCAGAGUGGUUUCGUGCAGAGUUUGGAAUCCUCACGCGUGUGACGCUUGUAAAUGUGGCUUUAAUGUCGUCAACCACUGUCCCCAUGCCCAUCUAUACUCUUUACUUUAUCAUGCCACUGGAGCACGAUGACUGUGAAGCUGUGGGGUCAAUUAUGUUUGACAAAAGUCAUUUUUGCUGUCAGGAAUUCGCACCUAAGCCACCACUGAACCCUCGAUACAACGGUGGGCUUUGUCGCCUGCAACUGUUUCCAACUGGGUUUUGCAUUUUCACUUGUAACGAUCGAAUUAUCGCUGACCAGUGGGUUUGAAGGUGGAUGUGUUUAUCCGUUCCUUCAGCAUUACUCUAGAGUCUCGGGGCUGUGUUGCAUGACGGCUGAAGCCAUAUUGGAUCGCCGAUGCAAAUACAUGUAGUGGGUGAUUCAUGUCGUUCUACCCCUCGUAGUUGUUAUCUUUUUGGGCAGCUGAUUUUCCAUAUCGUUGGCCAUCCAUAUCGUUGGCCCCCGCAGAUCCGCGAUUGCUUAUGCGUCAGGUCUGAGAGCAGGCUUAUUUCGCAGUCAUCCUUCGCCAAAUCCUGUCCCUCUAUCCACCACUCAUGGACGGGCCGGAUAACUCACAGCCAGGCUUACAAGCAGACCACUUCUUUCCCGGAAUUCUAUCGUGCAGUUGUGAUUACUUUUAAAUCUCCCCCCCCCUCUUUUUCGUCUGGUUUUUGCAGUCAUGCGGAAUCGUGAAGUUGUGGAGGGCACGCAUCGCUUCCCUUCGCGCCUCCGCCCCAUUCGUCGUCCCAGCCAACGAACCCCGUGCACCUUAGAUCCUAACUACGAGGCGCAUUACUCCGAUCGAUCGAAAGGAAGCCGGCUAUGA
Messenger RNA from Spirometra erinaceieuropaei, 8614 nucleotides. Lineage: Eukaryota; Metazoa; Platyhelminthes; Cestoda; Diphyllobothriidea; Diphyllobothriidae. The record is from the annotation of a GenBank genome assembly.